AUGGCGGCUGCAACCACCGCAGAGUACACUGUUCGCCUCGCCAGCACCGCUGAAGAAGUGGCACACUGCCAGUCUCUGAGACGUGAGGUGUUUGUCCAGGAGCAGAAGAUUCCUGCGGAGGUAGAGGAUGAUGGACAAGAUCCAGAUGCCCUGCACAUCAUGUACACUGAGGACAGCCAGCUGAUUGCCACUGGGCGGGUCCUGAUCACCCGCCACGAGAGUCAGAGUGCGGCGAGGGCGGUCUUCUCUCGGGUCGCCGUCAAAGCAGACUACAGAGGUAAGGGCUUGGGGAGUCGGAUUGUGCAGGAGCUCGAGACACUCGCGGGAUCCAAAGGAGCCAACCACGCGAGCUUAACGCCUCACCACUACCUGGAGCGGUUCUAUUCGCGCAUGGGAUAUCAACGGCCUUCCGAUGAUGCCAUCAUCCACCUCACUGACGAGUGCCAGCUCAUAACCAUGGAGAAAAGCCUAGAUGUGGCAUAA
This is a messenger RNA of Symbiodinium sp. CCMP2592, 483 nucleotides long. The record is from the annotation of a GenBank genome assembly. NCBI's taxonomy places the organism in Eukaryota, Dinophyceae, Suessiales, Symbiodiniaceae.